GAAUUUCUGGGAUAUGAUCGAUCCGGAAUGGCAGCAGGCUUUGAUGGAACCUGAGAGCGAAGACGAGUUUAUUGACGACAUGCUGAAUCUUGCUAGUCGCUAUGAGUGCAAGUCUUCGUGGCCCGAAAGUUUGAAAGCUUAUGUUGAAGAGAUGAAAACCACUCAGUUGCCGUCCUUUGAUCCAGAACAAUCUGUACGAUAGAUCGACACUUACUGUCUGGAAUGAGUGAAAAGAAAGCACACGAAGUUGAAACACUGAGCAUGCUGAUCAAGCAUGUUGCAGAAGCAACCGAUAUGACCUCCAUCAUUGAUCUGGGUGCUGGCCAAGGAUAUCUGAGCCGCAUGUUGGCGCUACAACACGGCUUGCAUGUAUUGGGUGUGGAUGCGGAUGAGAUUCAGACCUGCGGAGCCAAAUUUUUCCAGGGAAAAGCAGAAAAAUCCAUCAAGGGCAAGAAUAUUCGAGCACUGGUGGCGACUGAGGACGACCCAACGGAAGCCAUCGCGAAGGAGAAGGAGCGACAGUCUCACCUGAACCAUGUCACGCAAAUGAUCACACUGGAAAACAUACCGACUCUGUUGGCCGACUGGACGGAUACAUCACGUUGGAAUUAUCGAGAAGUCCCAGCUAAAUCUUGGAUGAUAUGUGGCCUUCAUACCUGUGGUGAUUUGGCGCCUACUAUCAUUCGACUGUUCCAAGGAAGUCCUGAAAUUGGUGGUAUGAUCAGUGUCGGGUGCUGUUACCACUGGCUUACAGAGGAGAAAGAUGCACAAGGCACCUACGCAUUCCCUAUGAGCACAAAUCUCAUCGACCGUGGCUACAAGCUUGGUCCUACGCUUCGCAUGCUGGCAUGCCAAGCACCAGGACGCUGGGAAAGUCAACGUGAAGCCACUGUCAAGUCCUUUAAACACAAUUUCUAUCGCACCAUGCUACAGAAAAUCAUGGUCGAUAAGGGAUUAGCUACUAUUAAAGUGGCUCCGGUGGUGGGUCGUAUGAACCACAAAAGAGAUUUCGCAUCUUUUCCAGUGUACGUCCAAGCAGCAUUACGUCGGUUUGAUUUAUCUGGAACCAUCACAGAUGAGGAAGCGAUUGAAUUUGAAGCCAAAGCUCGCAAAGACGGUCAAUACCGCAAAAUGGUCAUUCUCUGGACCUUGCGAAUUCUCUUAUCCCCUAUCAUUGAAUCCAUUAUCCUUGUUGAUCGUUGGCUCUAUUUGAAGGAUACCCUGCCGAAUGCAAAGAUUUGCAUGUGGCCACUGUUCGACAAAGUUGCCUCGCCCCGCAACGUUGUCAUUGCUGCUCUCAAAGAAGGCACCACCCAUUGAAGCCCUCUGCUUUUCAUUCUGGAGUCAAAGUAUACCAAGCAAUCGGUUAUUUAUCACUGUGUACAUUAAAUUAUGUUGACUCUUCUGAUUACAAACAGUUAAGGAAAAAAAAAAUACAUAGAAGUAAGACUUGACUAUAACCUAAUAAAAUAGGGUCUCU
This is a messenger RNA of Umbelopsis ramanniana AG, 1480 nucleotides long. RefSeq lists its product as uncharacterized. The transcript is spliced from 4 exons. Lineage: Eukaryota; Fungi; Mucoromycota; Umbelopsidomycetes; Umbelopsidales; Umbelopsidaceae. The record is from RefSeq and is a predicted model, not a curated record. The coding region runs from base 223 to 1320 and encodes 365 amino acids.